AUGGGUCGUAUGCACGCUCCUGGUAAAGGUAUUGCAAGCUCAGCCUUGCCAUACCGUCGUACUCCUCCUUCCUGGUUGAAAACCACACCCGAAGAUGUUUGCGAACAGAUUUUUAAAUUUGCGAAAAAGGGUAUGACACCUUCCCAAAUUGGCGUGAAUCUUAGAGACUCUCAUGGAAUUGCACAAGUUAAGAAUGUUACCGGAAAUAAGAUUCUUCGAAUCCUGAAGUCUAAUGGUAAUAUUUUGAUCUAUCGCAAUACGAGGUUUGAUUUAUUGGGCUUCAAUACGAUUGAACAUGUUUAUUUGACAGGUUUGGCACCAGAGAUUCCCGAAGAUUUAUAUCAUUUGAUCAAGAAAGCUGUUGCUGAUCCACCGUCUUUCCAGAUAUUACAAGACCUCGGGUCAACUGGCACCGAAUUGGAAAUAGUAUCCUUUACUGUUCUCGUUUUCUUUCAAAUGUCAAACUUUAAAAUAUAUUGGACAUUACACAGAGUUUAUCGAUUAAUUAAGAAUCGCUUUGCUCGCGAAUCUUCAACUGCUAGUGCCUUGGUUGCCUGA
Acaulospora morrowiae is the source of this 558-nucleotide messenger RNA. Lineage: Eukaryota; Fungi; Glomeromycota; Glomeromycetes; Diversisporales; Acaulosporaceae. The record is from the annotation of a GenBank genome assembly.